AUGCACCGAGUGAGAAUGCUCAAGCAUUUUGGCGUCACACCUUACCUGGUCUUUGACGGCGACUUCCUUCCCAGCAAAGCUGCCACCGAAGGAUCUCGCGCCAAACGCCGCGAGGAUAGCAAGAAGUCGGCUAUGGAGCUCCUCAAGGCCGGCAAGUCGUCGCAAGCAGCCCUUGAGUUUCAAAAGGCCAUCGAUGUCACACCAGAGAUGGCUCGCAAUCUCAUUGACGAAUUGAAGAAGAUGGACCUCCCGUACGUCGUUGCACCGUACGAAGCUGACGCCCAGCUCGUCUACCUCGAACGACAAGGCCUCAUUGCCGGCAUCCUCUCGGAGGACUCCGAUCUCUUGGUCUUCGGAUGCAAGCGCCUUUUGACCAAGCUUGAUCAGUACGGAAACUGCAUCGAGAUCAACCGGAGGGACUUUUGUGCCGUUCGGGAAGUUUCCCUGACGGGAUGGACCGACACCGACUUCCGCCGCAUGGCCAUUUUCAGCGGCUGCGACUACCUUGAGGGCAUCAACAACAUGGGCCUCAAGACGGCGUACCGGAUGAUGCGCAAGUACAAAACCCCUGAACGUUUGGUCCGGAUGAUCCAAUUCGAGGGGAAGCAUCGCGUUUCGGAGAACUACAUGUCGCGGUUUGCCCAGGCGGAGCUUACCUUCCUCCACCAGAGAGUCUACUGUCCGAAGAAGAAGCAGUUGGUCUGCUUGACGGAACCUGAAGAGGACAAGGGUGUCGAGGACAUGCCGUUCAUUGGCGGUUAUGUCGAGCCUGACUUGGCCACUGCCAUUGCAGUUGGAGACGUCAACCCCAUUACCAAAGAGACCAUUAUCCCUGCACCUAUGCCUGGCUCAAAGACCGAUGCCAAAAGGAGACACUCUCAGUCCGCAGAGGCUAUUGCGGCUGCCUCUUCAGCCUCGACUCGUACGAGAGCCCCCAUAAAGCCGAUUGACUCGUACUUCAAGGGUCAUCAGCGCAUCCCAAUGGGCGAAAUGGAUCGCAACUGCUUCUCGGUCGACCCGGAAAGGGUUGCUGCCCUCACCCACAACGGCCUUGUCCCUCGCGUCUUCCCGUUGCCUAGACCUUAUCUCCAGGGGACGUCAUCAUCACAACCAGCAGCUAGCCCCCGGCCAACACGAACCGUCCGCUCUAUUACUUCUCCUCGCCUAACACGACGACGGACCGAACCCAUCCAGAAUCUCCUGGAACCGAAUGCCCUUGGAAGCUCUGGCGAGUCCCGCCGAGUCACGAUUGGCGACGCAGCAAAUACCCUAGACGAUAUCGAUACCCUAAUGAGAAGCAGCUCCCAACGACCGCCCAAGAAGGUUCGUCUCUGCGCGGACACCGACACUACCGAAACCAAGCCUGAGGAAUCCCAAAAGAGCAAGUUCUUCCCCCAAAGCGGAAGCGACGCCAACAAGAGCAAGAAGGACAGCUUCCUGUUCUCAGAUGACUCUAUUGAUGAGGCACUACUCAAUCUGCCAGAUACUGACGGAUGGCGUGCCCCGAAGCCGAAGUCGAUCGCCGUCUUUGAAGAGAGCCAGAGCACAGAUACGGGCACGGAGGCGACUACAGCCACGGACAGCCAAUUCAGCAAAGACGAGGAGAUAGCAACAACGCCACAGACUGAUCUGUCCGAGACCGAGGGCACCGAGCCAAACAAGCCUACCUCAUCGUUGCCCGAGAAGACGUCCAGACGCACGUCUUUGCAGCGAUUCGCUCUCAACUCUCAGCCAAGUCCUGCCUCUUCCAGUCAGCCUGAUACGCCGUCCACCACCGUCUCCCAGCACUCAUCCAUCUUCACGCCUUCAAGCGGCGCUCCCUCUACUGCACCAUCGUCGAUCACAUUCUCUGCUGGCUCGUUCGCAGCUGGCACCUCUUCCAAGGCCACCCCGCUUCUCACCCCGCUCCAGCGCAUGGGAUGCCGUGCUCUCCAACGCAAGAACGCGUCUACUCGCCGGCCCCUGUCUCCCACUAAGGGUUCGAUCCAGCGGAGUCCGAAGCGCAGUCCCCGGAAGAGCCGGCUCCUCAAGUCGAUGCCCGUCAACCCCUCAUUCGUACCCCUGCCCAAGGUUAAUCUGGCCGAGGUUGAGGCGCUGAACGCACCAUGCGGAAGCGAAGAUCAGAUCAUCCCCGAUAGCGACGGCGAGAAUGAAGAUGAUGUCUUUUCAGGGGGGCUUGGCGCCAUGGACGAGGACUCGCGACCCAAAGCUUUGAACCUAUCCCGGUUCGUGUAUAACUGA
Colletotrichum graminicola M1.001 is the source of this 2241-nucleotide messenger RNA. RefSeq lists its product as uncharacterized. The record is from RefSeq and is a predicted model, not a curated record. Bases 1 to 2241 code for a protein of 746 amino acids. NCBI's taxonomy places the organism in Eukaryota, Fungi, Ascomycota, Sordariomycetes, Glomerellales, Glomerellaceae. Gene Ontology annotation, molecular function: DNA binding; 5'-flap endonuclease activity; metal ion binding. Gene Ontology annotation, biological process: DNA recombination; mismatch repair; DNA double-strand break processing. Gene Ontology annotation, cellular component: nucleus. The transcript has a single exon.